CAGCGACAAGGAAAAGGGUGCAUCACUUUCAAGUUGAAUCGAAGAAAUAAAGUUUUGUUGGGAUAUACUUUUCUUCUGUCGAUUGUUGGUGCUAUAUCAUCUUUUAAUAUCUCUCUCUCUCUCACACACACACACACGCAGAGAGAGCGGAGUAAUGGGUGUUCUGGAUCAUAUCUCUAACGUAUUUGAUUGCUCUGAUGGCGGUUCCCACGCCCACCACAGGAAACGCAAGCAAUUGCAGACGGUGGACAUAAAGGUGAGGAUUGACUGUGAAGGAUGCGAGAGGAAGGUGAGAAGAGCCGUGGAGGGAAUGAAAGGUGUGCAGUCGGUGGAGAUUACCCCGAAGCAGAACAAACUCACGGUCGUCGGAUAUGUGGAGCCCCACAAGGUGGUGUCCCGCGUGGCUCAUCGGACGGGCAAGAAGGCGGAGAUCUGGCCCUACGUCCCGUACGACGUCGUUGCGCAUCCCUACGCUGCUGGCGUCUAUGACAAGAAAGCCCCUUCUGGGUACGUGCGAAAUUCUGAGGACGGACAUAACUAUCAGCUCGGGCGUGCCAGCUCCACCGAAGUGCGCUACACCACUGCCUUCAGUGAUGAAAAUACUAAUGCAUGUGUCGUCAUGUGAUGUGUGUAUAUAUAUAUAUAUAUCAUAUAUUAUACUAUCAUUAUGUAGUGCUUUUCUUCGGACUUGAUCUCUCGUUCUUCUUAUCUCUAUUUGUAGAUUGUGUGUUGAGACUUGAGACUGUUGAUUUUUUUCUUUUUAAAAAAUUUAUGUAGUUUUUUUUUUUUUUUUUUAAUGGGUAAUUGAAAAUUUAUAGUUUUGAAUCU
Messenger RNA from Cornus florida, 828 nucleotides. Its product is annotated as heavy metal-associated isoprenylated plant protein 26-like. Bases 155 to 625 code for a protein of 156 amino acids. The record is from RefSeq and is a predicted model, not a curated record. Gene Ontology annotation, molecular function: metal ion binding. The transcript has 2 exons. Lineage: Eukaryota; Viridiplantae; Streptophyta; Magnoliopsida; Cornales; Cornaceae.